Danio aesculapii is the source of this 657-nucleotide messenger RNA. RefSeq lists its product as uncharacterized. Bases 4 to 657 code for a protein of 217 amino acids. The record is from RefSeq and is a predicted model, not a curated record. Lineage: Eukaryota; Metazoa; Chordata; Actinopteri; Cypriniformes; Danionidae. The transcript has 4 exons.
UUGAUGUUAAUCUUCUUCUGCAUUAUGUUCAUCAGUACAGAAGCUGCUUCAGCUGUAUAUGUGAAGAAAGCAGUGGGUGAUGAAGUUUCCUUUAGUCCAGCCAGUGUUAUCCCUCCUGGAGCCAGCAUUACAUGGAAACACAGAAGCACUAGUGGAGUUGUUAUCAAGGUGAUUGAAUAUGAUGAAGAUGGUACACAGACCCGGAAAACGAACUUCCAAGGCAUCACAACUCUUAAUGAGAAGACUGGAGAAAUCACUAUAAAAAACUUAAUUCCUUUCCACAGUGGAGUUUAUACCAUUGACAUCAACAGCAAAGAGCAGGAACAAAAAUUCAGCUUGACUGUUAUGGAGCGGGUGCCCAAACCUACGAUAACAACAGAGAAAUCUGUCGAAUCAGAAGCUGCAUAUUUGACAUGCAAGUAUAAUGAAUGUGUCACCAUGACCUUAUCAAUCAUUUGGAAGAAUUCUACUGGAGAAAUUAAGACCUUCACGAGUAAUGAGCGAAGUCAGUCCAUCACAGUCCACAGCACUGGAAAUCCAGAAAACUACUACACAUGCACACUAGAUAACAUCGCAAGUGCUGAAACCAGUGAUCCAGUCAGAGAGGAAGAGCUGUUUAAAGAAACAUUUCUCUGUGAAGCAAUGCUUUUCCUUUAA